Messenger RNA from Cynoglossus semilaevis (tongue sole), 2431 nucleotides. It is a transcript of the gene eif2a, whose product is annotated as eukaryotic translation initiation factor 2A. The record is from RefSeq and is a predicted model, not a curated record. Lineage: Eukaryota; Metazoa; Chordata; Actinopteri; Pleuronectiformes; Cynoglossidae. Gene Ontology annotation, molecular function: translation initiation factor activity; protein binding; tRNA binding. Gene Ontology annotation, biological process: translational initiation. The coding region runs from base 50 to 1783 and encodes 577 amino acids. Gene Ontology annotation, cellular component: cytosolic small ribosomal subunit. The transcript is spliced from 17 exons.
UUACGUAUUUCCAGGUGACGCUUAUUCUUCUUCCGGAACACAUGUAAACAUGGCGCCUCCGGUCCCGUUGUUGGCAGUGCGAGGAACUCAUGGUACAUCUCUACUUCGUGGUCCUCCAAAGUGUGAUCAGCAAUCAGACAUAAUCAGUGGUGGAAACAACAGGUGUUUGACCUUCAGCAGAGAUGGGACACUGUUGGCCUGUUGCGACGGACACAAAGUUUCUGUGGUAAAAUGCUCAGACAGCUCCAUUGUCUCAACAUUUGACCUCCCAAAGACAGCUCUGCUGGAGCUUUCCCCUCUGAACAAUGUCUUGGUCACUUGGCAACCGUAUAGCAAGACUAAGGACUGUCCUCAGGGUGAAGCAAACCUCCAGAUUUGGCAGCUACACAGUGGUCAGCUGAUGAAAGCUCUGUAUCAGAAGAAAGUUGAAUCUUGGUGUCCAUGUUGGUCUGAUGAUGAAACCAUCUGUGUACGAAGCGUCAACAAUGAACUCCACUUCUAUGAGAACAAUGACUUAAACACCAUCGCCAACAAGCUACACAUGCAAAAAGUGUCAGACUUUGCAUUGUCACCUGGAGCUCAGCCCUGUAAGGUAGCUGUUUAUGUCCCAGGCAGUAAAGGAGCGCCUGCCUUUGUUCGUCUGUACCAGUACCCUUCACUGGGUGGAACAUCAGCAGCACUAGCCAAUAAAAGCUUCUUCAAAGCUGACAAAGUGUGCAUGCAGUGGAACAAGAAAGCCUCUGCAGUUCUGGUCACAGCAAGUACAGAAGUGGACAAGACUGGAGCUUCGUAUUAUGGGGAGCAGACGCUACACUACCUCGGUGCAAAUGGAGAGACUGCUCUGGUCCAACUGGCAAAGAAUGGCCCGAUCUAUGACGUGGCGUGGAGUCCAAACUCUUCUGAGUUCUGUGUGGUUUAUGGCUUCAUGCCGGCCAAAGCAACUAUCUUCAACCUAAAGUGUGAUCCUGUGUUUGACUUUGGAACAGGACCUAGGAAUGCUUCCUACUACAGUCCACAGGGUCACAUCCUGGUUCUGGCUGGAUUUGGGAAUCUGCGAGGUCAAAUGGAAGUCUGGGAUGUAAAAAAGUACAAACAAGUAUCUAAACCUCAGGCUCCAGACUCCACCCACUUCUCCUGGUGUCCAGAUGGCGAGCAUGUUGUCACAGCAACCUGUUCUCCUAGGCUGCGAGUCAGUAAUGGUUACAAAAUCUGGCACUACACCGGCUCUGUGCUUCACAAGUGGGAAGUAGCGGCCAACUCUGAGCUGUGGGAGGUUCAGUGGCAGCCAUUUCCUGAAGGAACCUUUCCCGAGCGACCCAUUAAAUAUCAGGCUGCACCUAGUGACCUUGGUAGUACGCAGGCUCCGCCCACACAAGCAUAUCGCCCACCUGCACUGAGACAUCUGCCGGCAACAGCCAGUUCCAAACUGCAUGAGGAAGAGCUUCCUCAAAACAUGCGUCCAGGUGUUCCAGGUGAGAAGUCUAAGUCAGCUCUGAAGAACCAGAAGAAGCGAGAGGCAAAGAAGGCAGCAAGACAGGAAACAAGGUCAGAGCCUUCGUCUGAGCAUGCUCAUUCCCGUCCCCCUGCUACUGACAGCCAAUCGGAGCCGAGCAGUGGUGAUCCAGAGACGGACAAGAAAAUAAAAAACUUAAAGAAGAAAAUAAAAGCCAUUGAGGAGCUAAAGGAGCAGCAGGCAUCGGGAAAGGUUUUGCAGAAGAACCAGCUGGACAAGAUUCAGAAGGAGGAACAGCUGCUGAAGGAACUAGAAGAAUUGCAAAUCUAACAGUGGUGGUGUCCUGGUGGAGAGACCACACUGAUAAAACAAGUGUGUUCAUAACAACUCUGUGCUGCCUGAAUUGUAGGAAAUGUAAUUAAAAUGGAAUGCAUACCACAUGGUUGUCACUUCAAUUUCACAUCACAAAGUGCCUUUUUUAAAGAUUCUCACCACUCAUUGCUUAUCUGUUGUCAUUUGCUUUAUAAGCAAUACUUAUGUUGUUUACAGACAUGAUCUUAUCAUUUUUAAAUAUUUUACUCUUACUUUUGAUAAACUUUAUGUGCAUACUAACUUGUGCAUUGAAUAAACAUAAAAAGCUUGUUUCUAUUGUAGUAAUCAAACAUUAGUAAAAUUAUUUUUGCAUAUAUGGCUGGGAUACAGAGCCUUAAGCGGCAAUAACACAUAUAAGAAGCAAUAUAUGUACAUUGUUUUCUUUAAAAAUAUAUAAUUUUAAUAGCAUUUAUUUUUAUUAAUUUUAUUGUUUAACGAGUAAAAGAAGGUCCUACUGUACAUUUUGUCAUUGGCUAAUGCAGCUGUCAAUUACGUAUGUCUGCGCUUCUAUUGGUUCCUUCCUGAGCUCUUCACUCUGAUGUAGUUUGAAACGCAUGCGCAUUGCAUCUGUAAUGAUUUCUCUACCAACAGAGGUAGCUAUAGAAA